Mycotypha africana is the source of this 668-nucleotide messenger RNA. RefSeq lists its product as uncharacterized. Bases 168 to 398 code for a protein of 76 amino acids. The record is from RefSeq and is a predicted model, not a curated record. The transcript has 4 exons. NCBI's taxonomy places the organism in Eukaryota, Fungi, Mucoromycota, Mucoromycetes, Mucorales, Mycotyphaceae.
ACUUGGGGUGUGGGGAAUUAUGUGCAAUCAGCUGGGCUGGAAGCAUCAUUAUCACUUUCUCGACCCCCUUUAUACCCGAAACGAAAGGCAAAACUCUAGAAGAAAUAGAUUUCAUUAAAACGUGGUUGUAGACUGAGAUAAUAUGUGUACAAAUUGAGUAUCGAUAUAUGCGCGGAAGAUUUUGCUUUAACGUCCUAUACAGUGCGGUGGAAUUAAUUACUGUAUUUAGAGUCAGUAUAAUGACUAUUUUUGUCUGUUACGUUGGCUAUGUUCACGCUCUAACUUAUAUAAAUGUAGCAAGUUUAUUGUCCUGCUCGGUAUUGUCUUUGUCUGUUCUUUUAGGAUCACUAUCUUUUUCUUUCAUUUGUCCAUUUAUUCUAUUCCCAAAUAGAUCAUAGUUAGCAUAUAUUGUUGUACUUUAUCUGCUCAGAGUUGUCCAACACCAACUCUCAAUUCAGUCUUAUCUUAGGCAAAGAUCUCAUAGCCAACUUUGCAGAUGAUCUGCCAUUACACUUCGUAUCUUUGAUACAAUAAUAUAGAUACAUUUUGCAUUCAAUUCAAAAAAUAAAAUUAUUCUGUGCGUGGUUAUGUGAUAUUAUACGACUUUUUAAUGUAAAUAGCACAUAAAAUUGAUACUAAAAAUCGUAACGGGAUCAAACUAGUAAAAC